Molecule: messenger RNA, 1458 nt
Organism: Gymnogyps californianus (California condor)
Lineage: Eukaryota; Metazoa; Chordata; Aves; Accipitriformes; Cathartidae
Gene: DDC
Product: dopa decarboxylase
Exons: 13
Coding region: 1-1458 (485 amino acids)
Biological process (GO): catecholamine metabolic process; amino acid metabolic process; serotonin biosynthetic process
Molecular function (GO): aromatic-L-amino-acid decarboxylase activity; pyridoxal phosphate binding
Source: RefSeq, a predicted model, not a curated record
AUGGAUGCUGCAGAGUUCCGCAAGAGAGGGAAGGAGAUGGUGGACUAUAUUGCAGAUUACCUGGAGAAGAUAGAUAAAAGACAGGUCUUCCCAGAUGUGGAACCAGGAUAUCUAAGGCCCCUCAUUCCAGACUGUGCACCCCAGGAUCCUGAGAGCUUUGAGGAUGUCUUUAAAGACAUUGAGAAGAUCAUUAUGCCAGGGGUGACUCACUGGCACAGUCCGUACUUUUUUGCCUACUUCCCUGCAGCCUCUUCCUUCCCAGCUCUUCUUGCAGAUAUGUUGUGUGGUGGAAUAGGAUGUGUGGGCUUCUCUUGGGCUGCAAGCCCAGCUUGCACAGAGCUGGAGACUGUCAUGCUGGAUUGGCUAGGGAAGAUGAUUAAUUUGCCUGAAGAGUUUUUAGCUGGGAAGGAUGGCCAAGGUGGAGGAGUCAUUCAGGGAAGUGCAAGUGAGGCUACCCUGAUUUCACUGCUUGCUGCAAGAACAAAAACUAUCAGACGGGUGCAGUCAGAAAAGCCGGAGCUAACAGAAGCAGACAUCAUGGGCAGGCUGGUGGCCUAUGCUUCUGAUCAGGCUCAUUCAUCAGUGGAAAGGGCUGCAUUGAUUGGUGGUGUGAAGAUUAAAAAUGUUUCUUCAGAUGAUACAUUUAGUGUCUGUGGUUCAGCCCUAAAGAAAGUUUUGGAUGAAGACAAAGCUUCUGGUCUUAUCCCAUUCUUUUUCUGUGCAACACUUGGAACCACACCUUGCUGCUCCUUUGACAAACUGUUAGAACUGGGUCCUAUUUGUAAUAAAGAAAAUAUCUGGAUGCAUAUUGAUGCGGCCUAUGCUGGGAGUGCAUUCAUCUGCCCUGAAUUCAGGCAUCUUUUAAAUGGAGUGGAGUUUGCAGAUUCAUUUAACUUUAAUCCUCACAAAUGGCUCCUAGUGAAUUUUGACUGCUCUGCUAUGUGGGUGAAAAAAAGAUCAGAUUUAACAGGUGCCUUUAAAUUAGAACCUCUUUACCUGCAGCAUCACCAUCAGGAGUCUGGCCUUGUAACAGAUUAUCGGCACUGGCAAAUCCCCCUGGGCAGGAGGUUCCGCUCCCUGAAGCUCUGGUUCGUGCUGAGGAUCUAUGGGGUCAAGGGACUGCAGGAGCACAUCCGCAAGCACAUCAGGCUGUCACAUCAAUUUGAACAUUUAGUCAUUCAGGAUGAAAGAUUUGAGAUCUGUGCUGAAGUUGUCUUGGGACUAGUCUGUUUUCGGCUGAAGGGCUCAAAUGAACUAAAUAAGGCGCUUCUUAAAAGCAUAAAUGAGGCCAAGAAGAUUCACCUGGUCCCGUGCCACCUGCGAGAGAAGUUUGUGCUACGUUUUGCUAUUUGUUCCCGCACAGUGGAAUCCACCCACAUCAAGUUUGCCUGGCAGCACAUCUCACAGCUGGCAACUGAUCUUCUGAAAACAUGGGAGCAAAACCACCACCAGCAGUAA